This is a messenger RNA of Penicillium odoratum, 1041 nucleotides long. RefSeq names its product recombinase RAD51. Gene Ontology annotation, molecular function: DNA strand exchange activity; ATP hydrolysis activity; ATP binding. The record is from RefSeq and is a predicted model, not a curated record. NCBI's taxonomy places the organism in Eukaryota, Fungi, Ascomycota, Eurotiomycetes, Eurotiales, Aspergillaceae. Gene Ontology annotation, biological process: DNA strand invasion; mitotic recombination-dependent replication fork processing; chromosome organization involved in meiotic cell cycle. Gene Ontology annotation, cellular component: condensed nuclear chromosome. The coding region runs from base 1 to 1041 and encodes 346 amino acids. The transcript is spliced from 4 exons.
AUGGCAGAUGAGACUCAGGGCGAGAUGGAUGAGAGCCAACUGCCGGGCCCUGGUGCCCCAACCCCGCUCUCUGCACUUGAGGGCCUUGCGGGGCUGAGCGCAAGAGAUAUCAAAUUGUUUGUGGAUGCUGGAUACCACACCGUUGAGGCAGUGGCAUACACACCGAAGCGAUUGCUGGAGCAGAUUAAGGGAAUUUCGGAGCAGAAGGCGACCAAGAUCUUAGUGGAGGCUGCGAAACUAGUUCCUAUGGGUUUUACGACGGCGACCGAGAUGCAUGCACGACGAAGUGAGCUCAUAUCCAUUACAACAGGAUCCAAGCGUCUCGACACCCUGCUGGGUGGUGGUGUGGAGACAGGUUCAAUUACCGAGAUUUUUGGAGAAUUCCGAACGGGAAAGAGUCAGAUCUGUCACACACUCGCGGUCACCUGUCAGUUGCCCUUUGAUAUGGGUGGAGGCGAAGGUAAAUGUCUCUACAUUGAUACAGAGGGAACCUUCCGACCCGUCCGUCUUCUUGCUGUGGCACAGAGAUUUGGCCUUGUGGGCGAGGAAGUCCUCGAUAAUGUGGCAUAUGCUCGUGCCUAUAACUCCGACCACCAGCUGCAACUCCUCAAUCAGGCGUCCCAGAUGAUGUGCGAAACCCGAUUUUCGCUUCUUGUGGUUGACUCGGCAACCGCGUUGUACCGAACAGAUUUCAAUGGACGUGGAGAGCUGUCAUCCAGACAGACUCAUCUUGCCAAAUUCAUGCGCACGCUGCAACGCUUGGCUGACGAGUUUGGAAUUGCCGUUGUGAUCACGAAUCAGGUUGUGGCGCAAGUUGACGGUGGUCCCAGUGCCAUGUUCAAUCCCGAUCCCAAGAAACCUAUUGGAGGUAACAUUAUUGCUCAUGCCAGUACCACCCGACUCAGCUUGAAGAAGGGCCGUGGUGAGACUCGAGUAUGCAAAAUUUAUGAUAGCCCAUGUCUUCCGGAAAGUGAUUGCCUGUUUGCAAUUAACGAAGAUGGCAUUGGAGACCCCAACGAAAAGGACAUGGAGAACGAUUAA